AUGGCCUGGGGCUCCGGUGGACCGCAGCCUCGUUCCCCAGUUCUGGCGCCAACAGCAGCUCCCCGCCGCCCGUUCAGUGUUUUCAUUUCGCGUUACUUCCACGUGUCGGUUUCCUGGAGAGCGGGUCCCACUCUGAACCCCUUUGCCAGAGAGAAGCACAGAGAGGACCAAAAAGUCUCCACCGGGAAUGAGGGUGGGGGCACUUCGCUAGGGUAUUACAGUAACAGCCCAAACUACGACGUUUUUAGUACCAGAAGUACUAUUAAGUUAGAGUAUGAAGGAACAUUAUUUUCUGAGUGGAGUGCUCCAGCAGCUUGUUCUAUAAAAAAUAAAAGAUUACCCAAGACAGAACUACGAUGUUCUUCUCCUGGUAUUUAUGCUAUAAAACCAAUUGUUUCAGGCCCGGAUUUAGAGGAAGAACGCUAUUUAUAUUUGGACAGAUCUCAUAUUUGCUUUCUAUGGUAUUAUAAGGCUAUAAAUUUUGUUCACAAUUUAACCCAGAUUGUCAUUUUGUGGAUAUAUGAUCCGGAAAACGCGGACCCCAGUGAGUUGCUAUGGAAUGCCAGUGAACCUUCCCUAUAUUCCUUAGUACUUAGCAAGCAGUUUGCGGCUUUGGGACAGAAGCCUUUCAUAUAUACAAUUCUGAAGAGAAAAGUUUAUUUUCCACAAGAAACAAUGGAGGAUGGGAAAUGGUAUAUCUCGGUACCAAUGACAGAAAAUGACGCGCUGAAAGAGGUUAGAGGAAAUCGAGCGGCUUUUCUAGACUGCUUUGUUGCAAAUAGUCUUUUCCUGCUGACUUUUCCUUUGUUGACAAUACCUGAGAUUCCUGGGUUUUUACCAAUAUCUUCACCGCGGGGUAGUCAGUUAAUAGCAAAUUGGGCUGCUUGUGUUCCUUCAUUUGUUGUGGUGGUAGCUGACAUGGAGACCUUUCAGACAAAUGAUUCAUUCCUUACUUGGACCAGAAUCAGAGUGCCUCCAAAUAUUCUGACUGAAGAUGAAAGACACAAUGUGUCUGAUGUGAUCCUAUCACAGGAUGGAAUAUUUUUUUUAAUAAAUGGUAUUCUCUACUUAAAAAAUUAUGAUACAUUUACAAGACUGGGAAGCAAUGCAAAUCUUCCUGAUGGUGGAAUUAUUGGCAUUACAUCAAGAAAGUGGUGUUGGAUCAACUAUUUUUUAAAGGAUAAAGAAAGAAGAAGCUACAUGGCAAUCUGGACAGAAAAUGAAGUUUAUCUUGGAUAUGCUCUUCUUAAAUUUGUUAAAAUAUUAACUACUGAAAAACUAAAAGGACGUCUAAAGACGUCACCAACUGCUACUCUGACUAUACACAAUGUUGAGUAUACAGGACACCCUUUGGAACUUGCCUUGUUAUUAAAUUACUGCAUUAUAUGUAACACCUCCAAAACAAUUUACCUAGUGAUAUACAAUGAAGAUACAAUACAAUGGGUAUUCCAAGACUUUGCAUUUGAUGUCACUAUAGACACUUUUUUAAUUCCCUAUUUCUUACAUUCAGCAAUGCCAGAAUUAUUACUAUGGGACAAACAUAGGAUCUACUAUUAUUAUCAUAAUUUCAGAGAUACUGGAGUUAUACAAACAACUACAGAAUUUGGAAAUCUAUCAAGGUUAUCACAAAACAGCAUUAUUCAUAAUGUUCUUAUGGAUUAUUAUGGAAAUAUUGUGGUAAAAAUGGAAAACAAUGUAAUGUUUUAUUUCAAGAUUAAAAUCAAAGAUGCAAUAAAGCUACAUCUAUGGACAAAUAGCACAGUAAAAUCAUUAAUUUCUUUUAAACCAUCUGGUCAUAUAUAUCUCGUAUAUGUUUUUGAAAAUGGCAAAAUAUAUGCAGAAGAAUAUCCCUUAAAACUGGAAGCACAAAGUAUAACUUUCAAGACAAAAGAAAAGUGCCCCUACGUGGCAUUUCAUAAUGAUAUUUUUAAUUUUUUUUACUUUUUGGACAAGGGACAAAACCUGUCCCUCUGGGCUCAAAUAGUCUAUUCAGAAAAUAUUGGUCUAUAUAUUGUUGUGGAAUCAUAUGGCCCCAAAAUAUUAGAAAUAAAAGAUCAGGUUCAGUAUGAAGUUACCUCAAGAUAUUACAGUAAAACCACGACAUUGACAUUUUCUCAGAAUAUAAAUUAUGAAACAGUAGAUGAUUAUUUCAAGUUGCAAUAUGAGAACACAGGUAUUCUGCUUGUCCAAGUGAGACCCAGUGAACUUGCAAAAACAUGUCUAGUAUCCCACAAGAUGUUCCAAAUAUCUGUUGGCUGUGAUGCUAGUAAAUUCAUUGCUGUUAAAGGAUUUACUAAAAAAGAAUGUCUUCAGCAUGAUUUUUUUUACAGCAUUGAACAGUCAUAUCUGAGGGAUCGACCAUCUAAACCAUUGAGAGUAAAAUAUAAUUGGGACAAAUAUGGCUGCCCAUUGAAAGUUAAUAUCAGAGAAAAAUUUCACCCUUUGGUUCAACUAUACAAUGACAACGGUUAUGUUGAAGAUGUUGAAGUAAAUUUCAUAGUGUGGGAAAUACAUGGCAGGGAUGACUAUAGCUUUAAUAAUACUAUGAAGAAGAGCGGUUGUUUGAAUGAAGCUCAAACAUGGAAUUCAAUGAUUGAGCUUAACAAGCACCUCCCGUUAGAAGAAGUCUGGGGACCUGAGAACUAUAAGCAUUGUUUUUCUUAUGCUAUUGGAAAACCAGGAGAUUUAACUCAACCAUAUGAGAUCAUCAACAAGUCUAACUAUAACCAUUUGGUUUGGCCCUUGGACCAUUCUGGAAUAUAUGUGUUUCGUGUGAAGAUCCUGGAUCCAAACUAUAGUUUCUGUAACCUAACCACUAUAUUUGCAAUAGAGACCUUUGGAGUGAUUCCCAGGCCAAAUGGUUACAUGGUUGCAGCUUUCGUCUUUCUCCUGAUGCUACUGUUCCUCAGUAUUCUCAUUUUGAGCUACUUCCAUUAUAUGAGGAUUUAUAGAAAAUAUAUUUAUGAGCCCCUGCACGAAUCUGAAAGAAAAAAAAAGAAAAAUUGA
This is a messenger RNA of Capra hircus (goat), 3006 nucleotides long. RefSeq names its product chromosome 16 C1orf101 homolog (gene CATSPERE). The record is from RefSeq and is a predicted model, not a curated record. Gene Ontology annotation, biological process: sperm capacitation; flagellated sperm motility. Gene Ontology annotation, cellular component: CatSper complex; sperm principal piece. Lineage: Eukaryota; Metazoa; Chordata; Mammalia; Artiodactyla; Bovidae. Bases 1 to 3006 code for a protein of 1001 amino acids. The transcript has 23 exons.